ACCAAAAGUGGUUGGUAGUGGGCUCACGUGGUACAGAGGCUGAUUUUGAUUGGUUAUGCAAGCAACAAAAGCUGGAAACUUCCAGGAGGUUAAGUAUUUUAAGGUGGGAAAGGAGAACUCCAUCAACGAAGACUCUUUGUGAACACCACGACUGAAGAAAGACUAAAUAAAUAAAAAACAACAUGGCCUCUCGCUAUGGUGAUAUCGGUAGUGUUCAAACUAGUGGCGCAUCACGCCAAACAGCAAGUGCUGAUCGACUCAGUUCCUCUGGAGUGUCUGCAUCGCAUGAGAUGGCUGCAAGUGAUCUUCGCUAUGUGAACAGAUACAAAGACAAAAUCAUCAGCGCAUCUCGCAGGCAUGACGUGCAACCUGCCAUCGUGGCUGGCAUCAUCUCCAGAGAGACCCGCGGAGGCCGAGCGAUAGAAUCCACUAAUGGCUAUGGCGACCACGGAAAUGCCUUUGGUCUGAUGCAGGUUGACAAGCGCUGGCACUCUCCCCGCGGUGCAUGGGACAGCGAGGAGCACAUCAGCCAGGGCAUUGAGAUCUACACCGGCUGCUACUCUGAAAUUGCGAACAAGUUGCCUUCCUGGACCAACAAUCAGAAGUUGAAAGGGGCGCUGGCUGCCUACAAUAUGGGCGCAUCGAAUGUGAGGACCUAUGAAGGAAUGGAUGUUGGUACUACUGGAGGGGACUACGCCAAUGAUGUCUCCGCCAGGGCCCAGUACUAUCUGAGAAACGGGUAUUAACUCCCAGUGUCCUGAUGCCAGAUCCUGUUGACAGCGCUGCAAACCCUUGGCCUUCUCUCUCUUUUUUUUUUUUUUAUAAUUAUUUUUAUUGCUUUCAUCGAGAGAUAAUACAAUUACCAGCAUACUAUAUACAUUUGUACUCAGAACACAAUAAAAUUCCUACCAGUAACAGUAUUCCUCUACUUUACAGGAUCUUAGAUCAGACUCACACUCACCCUCAUACUCAUGCCUUUACACAUACACCCACACAUUUACCCACAUGAAGUAAGUACCUUCCUAUACUCUCCACACUUCCACUCAUCCACAUACCAUUCAAUUCCACACCUACACGUAUACCAUUCACCCUUCCCCAGACACACAUAAACAGUUACACACAUACAAACAAUAACACACAUACUUCCACACACACUUGGUUCCCAUUCUUUAGCCGUCAAAUUCAGUCUUACCCGAUAUGUUUACAAGGCUUCAUAGAUGUCCUGCCAUACCUUACUAAAUUGUUGCCUUUUGUUCCGGUCUUCAUACAUUGAUUUUUCUAUGUUUAAAUAAUACUUCAUUAAUCCCUUCCAUUCUUGUAGUGAUGGGGCCUGUGUAUCCUUCCAGUGCUUUAAAAGUAAUUUUUUAUACACCAAAAAGGAGAAAAGGACCUUCCAUCCUAUAGGGUAUUUCAGAUUGUCUGUCUUUUGGAAGAUGCCAUUCACCCUUGGCCUUCUCUCAAUGAACUUCAUGAUGUAGUCACCUGAAAUGAUUUUC
Messenger RNA from Myripristis murdjan (pinecone soldierfish), 1496 nucleotides. RefSeq names its product lysozyme g-like. Gene Ontology annotation, molecular function: lysozyme activity. The record is from RefSeq and is a predicted model, not a curated record. Gene Ontology annotation, cellular component: extracellular region. Gene Ontology annotation, biological process: defense response to Gram-positive bacterium; peptidoglycan catabolic process. The coding region runs from base 183 to 746 and encodes 187 amino acids. The transcript has 5 exons. Lineage: Eukaryota; Metazoa; Chordata; Actinopteri; Holocentriformes; Holocentridae.